Molecule: messenger RNA, 2621 nt
Organism: Drosophila simulans
Lineage: Eukaryota; Metazoa; Arthropoda; Insecta; Diptera; Drosophilidae
Gene: DppIII
Product: dipeptidyl peptidase 3
Exons: 4
Coding region: 148-2508 (786 amino acids)
Biological process (GO): proteolysis
Cellular component (GO): cytoplasm
Molecular function (GO): dipeptidyl-peptidase activity; metalloexopeptidase activity
Source: RefSeq, a predicted model, not a curated record
AUAUCGGCUCACAAAGCAGCUGGUCACACUGCUUGAACAACUUGCACUUUUGUCGGCAUUUCUUAACUGCAUAUUUUCUCACUUUUAAAAGUUGGGCGACAAGUAAUGUAAAGACUUCAAAUAUAAUACUCUCGAAAAUUCCCAGUAAUGUUUUGGCUAAGAGGGCUACAGAGAUCCCGGCAGCAACUGAACAGGCUGUGUCAUUUCCGUAGUCGUCUAAAUUACGGGACCAGUCCCAGUAUUCGCUCAGUCCAAACGCCAAUCUCCAGAAGUUUGGGAUUUUGUAGCUCCCUCGUUCGUUACAGCUGCAGUAGCAACCUUCCCCAACCCGCUGAGAUGGCCAGUAAAACCGCCCACUUCGUCCUGCCCAACACGCAGCCCAUUGCCGAUUUGGACUGCAAGAGUGCCUUCGAGAAUCUCACCGAGAAGGAGAAGCUCUACGCCCACCACUUCAGCCAGGCCUCCUGGGACGGCGGACUCAUUGCCUUGAUCCAGUCCAGUCCGGAGGCGCCGCUGAUCUUCUCCCUGCUGCACCGCAUUUUCCUAGCCGAAAAGAUUCCGGUUCUUAGGGCAAAAGCCCUGGAGGCGGGAGUGUCUGCUGAUGAUUUUACGGCCUUCCUAGUGUACGCCUGCGGUGUGUUCGCCAACGCGGGCAACUACAAGGGUAUGGGCGACAGCAAGAUCGUUCCCAAUCUCUCCGAGAAGCAAUUUGAGACCAUAGUAAAGGCAUCCGCUGCUUACACCGAUGAGCCGCGCGUUGGCAAGAUCUUCGAGAAGGUCAAGAAUCUGAUUUAUGCGCUCGAGUCGCGUAACGAGAUCCUGGGCUUUGCUCCCGACGGAAUCACCACCUACUGGUCGGACAACUGCACCAAGGAGGACUCCGAGAUCGUGAACGCUUGGUUGACCUCAAAGCGUAUCGAACCGUACAUGUGCCGCACCUUCAAGAUAGUUGAAAAUGGUCAAACCGUCUACGAUGUAAAGCUGGGCUCCGUGGCGGAGUCCACGCAGGAUGGGAUCACACUUCCGCUGGAAGAGUACAAUGGCAACAAGUUCAGGGUGACCCGCGGUGAUUACCAGAAGCUACUGCAGCGCGUCAACCAGCAUCUGCUGCAGGCCCAGAAGUACGCAGCCAACGAAAACGAGUCCAAGAUGAUCGAGCACUAUGUCCGAUCCUUUGAGCAGGGCUCGCUGGACGAGCACAAGAACGGAUCGCGUUGGUGGAUCAAGGACAAGGGACCUGUCAUCGAGACCUACAUUGGUUUCAUUGAGACAUACAGGGAUCCUGCCGGAGGUCGGGCUGAAUUCGAGGGCUUCGUGGCCAUGGUGAACAAGGAGAGUUCGGCCAAAUUCUCCGAGCUGGUGAAUCGCGCCGAGAAACUAAUAGAGUACCUGCCCUGGACGGAGCCUUACGAGAAGGACUCUUACCUGAAGCCAGACUUCACUUCCCUGGAUGUCCUCACAUUUGCCGGCAGCGGAGUACCAGCGGGCAUCAAUAUUCCCAACUACGACGAAAUCCGCCAGGAUGAAGGCUUCAAGAACGUCUCUCUGGGCAAUGUGCUGGCCAACAUCAACCGCAAGGAUCCCAUUCCCUUCCUCACCGAGGAGGAUCAAACUCUGAUGAAAGAAUACAAGGUGAAGGCUUUCGAGGUGCAAGUGGGCCUCCAUGAACUCCUAGGCCAUGGUAGUGGCAAGCUGUUCCGUAUCGACGAGAACGGCGUGUACAACUUUGACAAGGAGAACACUAAGAACCUGGUCACCGGUGAACCCAUCGCCAAGUGGUAUCUUCCCGGAGAAACUUACGACACCAAGUUCGGAGCAAUUGGCUCCUCGUACGAGGAAUGCCGCGCUGAGGCCGUGGGCUUGUAUCUCUCCCUGCAGCGUGACAUCCUGGAGAUCUUUGGCUUUAAGGAUAAGGCCGAGCAGGACAACAUCAUCUAUGUCAACUGGCUGAGUCUCAUCUGGAACGGCAUGGGUGUGGCUCUGGAGAUGUUCAACCCGAAGUCCAAGCUGUGGCUCCAGGCGCACUCUCGCGCUCGCUUCGUGAUCAUGAAGGUGCUGCUGGAGGCAGGUGAAGGACUCGUUAAGGUCGAGGAAACCGAAAAGGGCAAGAACCUUUUGCUGACGGUGGAUCGCAGCAAGAUCGAUACAGUGGGCAGGAAGGCGCUGGGCGAUUUCCUGACCAAGCUGCAGGUGUACAAAUCCACCGCCGACAUCGAGGCAGCUUCCAAGAUGUACGAACACUACUCGAAGGUCGACGAGAGCGGAUCGCAUCCGUGGGCCAAGUGGCGUGAUAUCUGCCUGGCGCACAAGAAGCCGCGUAUGAUCCUCGUCCAGGCCAACACGGCGAUCGGCCAGGACCAAAAGGUCCAGCUGAAGACCUACGAGCCAACCCACGAGGGGUACAUCCAGUCAUGGGUGGAGCGCUACCCCAACACUGACAUCGACGAUCUUCUGGAGAGCAUCGUGGAGAAGGACAAGAAGUAUUUCCCGACCGCCUUCAACAACUGAGAACAUUUCGCAUUUAACAUUUUCGCCUUCAUUAUCAAUUCAAUUUGUUAACUAUGAUUUUGAAAAAAUAUAUAAAUAUAUAGUCAUCUAAUGACCAACAAAAAAUUUACAAA